AUGGUGCUCGGAGAAGGUUCUGCCAAAGAACAACAAGGACCCAGAAGUCACAAAGUGGUAGACCCCACUCUCAACGACCGAAAAGAAGAUGAUAUCCAAAUCCAAGUACAAGCCAUCGAAGCAAGAAAUCUUGUAGGAAGUCUUCUCAGAAAACCAAAUCCCUAUCUCGGUGUCUAUGUUCUCAAAGAAUCAUUUCCACGGAUCACUACGGAACCUCAAAAGAAAACAACAUCUCCUAAAUGGAAUCAAAUAUUGGAUGUGUAUUGUAGAAAUUGGAAAAAGGUAAAACAACCGAUGAGUAUUCGAUGUGAAUUGUAUGAUUGGAAUAAGAGUGAGGAUCAUGAUCAUGAAUUUCUUGGAGAAAUUUCAAUUCGAUUUAGUGAUUAUGCUGCUUUGAAGGAAACGACUGGAAAGUGGGUGGAAUUGUGGCUUCCUCUCCAAAAAAGAACUUCCAAAGAUAAGGUUUCUGGUGAUUUACAUAUUGGAAUUCGUUGUAUUGAUCUCGAAGAAAAAGCUCUUAAAAAAGCACGUAAACAACAAGCUCUUUUAGGUCAAAACGAACAACCACAACCUGUAAUUAACACUCCUUCGAGUAUUGAUCCAACAUUGGAGAGUCUUUCACAACAUCCAACCAAAGUUCCAAGUCUUCCAAUUAAUCCUUCUGAGGAAGCUCCAACUGAUCCUGAUAUUGAAGAUGUUGUUAUUGAAGGUCGUGGUGUGAGAGAUGGUCUUCGAAGUAAUCAAGUUGGACCUAUUCAUUUCACAGCGAAAAAUAAGCAAGGAAAAACAGUUCGUGUGAAACCUGAAGAUAUUGAGUGCAUAGCCACUGGACCAAAUGGAAAACAACAAAAAGUAAAAGCAGGAAAAGUAAAUACCGAUACAGAAGGAGAGAAGGAUCCAUUGGGCGUCGAAUUGGAGUUUAUUCCAGAGGAUGGUCCAGGAAAUUAUCUCAUUGAAUUUAAGGUGAAGGGAACUCCAUCCAAGUAUGGACCUCGACAAGUGACAGUUCAUCCAUUACCAUUGUCAAGAGAAGCCGUUGCCUUUGGUGAUUCAUUGUACGAUCCUGAACAAAAGAACAAACCAUACAAACCUAAUGUCGUGAAUAAGCCAGGCGAUUUCUAUGUUCAAGCCAAAGAUGAGAAUGGUUUGGAUAUUAUUGAAGGAGGUGAUGAAGUGAGUUGUGUGUUGGAAGAUGAAACCGUUUUGGAGAUUGGUCCAAUCAAGGACAAUAACAAUGGUACUUAUACAGUUCCUUUUGUUCCAAAGAAGUCAGGAAUUUUCCCUGUUAAAGUUCUAUUUAAUGGAGAACCAAUUAAUAACUCACCUGUUCAUUUAUUGGUGGAAUACGAGACAGAUCCAGCCAGAACCAUUGUAACAGAUCUCUCAACUACCGUUCAAUGUGACGCUCCACAAACAUUUUCACUCAUCACCUAUGACACCUCGGGAGAGAAGAGAAUUCGUGGUGGCGAUAAAAUUGAAAUGGUUCUCAAAGGAAAGAAGGGAGAAACAGUCACGACCUUUAUUGCAGAUAAUGAUACAGGAAAAUAUGACAUUACCUAUUUACCUACUGUUGCUGGACCAUACAAAGUGAAGGCAACAUUGAAUGGCGAACCUAUUUUGACAGAAAUUGAAAUUGAGGCUGUACCAAAUGUUUCACCAAGCAUGUGUACUAUAUUUGGAAAUGAAAUGAAUGGCGGAGAUCUGUACAGCCAUUAUGGAAUUCCUCUUAAAUUCAAAGUUCAAGCGAGAGAUCAACGAGGAGUCGCUGUGACCUGUGGAGGAGAAAAUAUUUUAGCGGAUGUGACCUACUUUAAGGAUUUGAGAUUGAGAAAUGGUUCUCAUAUCGCUCUUUUGAAUUCUAUUGUGACAGAUAAUUACGAUGGAACCUAUACCAUUGAGUUUACACCUCAAGAACCAGGUAUCUAUCGAUUUGAUUUAACGCUCCGUGAUGAAGCACUUCCAUUCUCACCUCAUUACAUGACCGUCUCAGAUGGUGUUCAUCCGGAUCAUACCAUUGCACAUGGCCCUGGCUUGAAAAAGGCCUUUGUAGAUACACCUGCUAUUUUCUAUGUCGAGGCAAGAGAUUCCAAUGAUAAUCGCGUUCAAGAUCCAAAUCUCACAUUUGAUAUUACACUCACUGACUCGAAUGGAGAUGAAAUCGAAGUGAAACCUCUUCCAUAUGAAGAAGGACUUUAUCCUUUCAUGUACACCCCUAAACAUGUUGGCUUGCAUCAUGUCAAUAUUGCACACAAAGGCAAACCAAUCAAAGAUUCUCCAUUCCAAGUUCCAGUCAAAGAAUCGAGUUAUGCUCCUGAUCCAUCCAAAUGUGAAGUUUCCAAAGUGGCAAAAACAGGUUUUGUACAUAAGCCCAUUAACUUUGAUGUUAAACUAAAAACUAAGGAUGGUAAGCCAGUAAGAAUUCCUGGUGCGACUGAUGUCACUGUAAAUGUAAAACCAGUAGGACCCAAUACGGAUAGAUAUCCACCACAAAAAGUUAGAGUCUCAGAGUCUCCAAAUGGUGUGUUUGAAUGUGAAUGGACACCACUAGUUCCUGGUGAAUAUGAUAUUGACGUCAAAGUGAAUCGAAUGCCAGUUAAAAAUUCACCUAUUCGAGGAGUUCGUAUUCUUCCACCUGGUCCUCAACUUGCAAAAAUUACCAACAGAUCUUUCCAAGUUCAAUUAUACGAUGAUAGCGGAAACAAGUAUACUGAUCUCGAUGAUGAAGAGCUUGAAUCGGUGAAGGUCCAAUUUGUGGAUACAGACACAGACGUUUUAACUGAAAAUAUCAAAGCAAAUGUUUCCUAUGCAAUUAUGGUUUAA
Molecule: messenger RNA, 2820 nt
Organism: Naegleria lovaniensis
Lineage: Eukaryota; Heterolobosea; Eutetramitea; Acrasida; Naegleriidae
Exons: 5
Coding region: 1-2820 (939 amino acids)
Biological process (GO): actin cytoskeleton organization
Molecular function (GO): actin filament binding
Source: RefSeq, a predicted model, not a curated record